AUGAGACAGCGUCCGAUCAUACCUCACAACAAAACAGUUAUUUGGGUCAGCGAUUAUCACAUAAGUCCGGUUCACGAUAUUAAGGAUCAAUUUAAGGCGUUCGAUGUUUAUUUCAUCGACAAAAGUUUAUCAGGUGCUUGUAGUCAAACUGAUUCUUGUGCAAAAGAUCUGAAAGUGUUAACUCCAGACAAUGGCAUCGCGCCAAGUCCUGCUAUUCGACAGCAGUUUUACGAAGCUUAUAAAAAUGAUGUCGAAAUGAAUCAAGUGAAAAUCUUCAUGUGUUUUCAUUCUGUUGCCAUGUGCGAGCUAUUCAUGCCGUUCAAUCGAACAAUUAUCAUUGUCUCAUCGACACGAUACGAAUUCGGAAGACAUGGAAAAGAAGACUGGCAACUUUUGAAUCAAAAUUUACAAAAGAUCGCUUCGAAUCCAAAAAAUGUCAUUGCUGGGAAUAAUUUGUACGACGCUGAAUACAUUCGAUACUUCACCGGCAUUCAGACGAUUGUUUUACCAUCGUUAUGUGCUUACACUCAAGCAUCGUAUUCACGAUUGAACAAAAAACCGUUUAUCAUUACUCGAAUCGAGAAGAAAAGUUUCUCUGUUCUAUUCAAAAUGAACCUAACAAAUGCGCUGCGACCUUUGAAAACUUCGAUCACCGUUGCCCAUCUCCGUGAACAUUACAAAGGUCAUUAUUCCUAUCGUCAUCUUGCUCAACAUCCAGGAAUUAUCUAUGUUCCAUACCAAGUCUCUGUUAUGAGUUUAUUCGAACAAUAUCGAAUGAAUAUUCCAUUGUUUUUUCCCUCGCUUGACCUUCUAACGCAAUGGCAUUUCAAAUAUCGUCUACUUGCUGAACGAGCUUGGGAUGGAUUAUCUGAGAAGUAUAAAAAUGCUUCGCUCAUUUCCGGCGUUUUGUCACCCGACAUUCCUGAUCCGAAUAACGAAUUGGAUAUGAAUGCGAUUCGCUACUGGUUGAACUUUUCGGAUUUUUAUCAGUGGCCACAUAUAACGUAUUACGAAUCGACUAAUGAUUUAGCCGAAAAGUUAGUUAACGCAAACCUCGAUGAAAUCAUUUAUUCAGCAUUUGGUCAAACAACAAGUGAACCGAUCGAAUGUUUACGAAAUGAAAAGCAAUGUGGUUCGAAAUGUUAUUUACCCGACACGCAUAAAUGUAAUUCUGGUUUUGUAUGUCGAAAAGAAGAAGGUUGGUGUGGAAAGGUAUGUUUUAAUCCAGCAACGGAAAAGUGUAUCUGGGGCUUAAUUUGCACCAAAUCGCAAAUCUGGUGUAAUAACAAAUGUAUGGAGCCAACUAAUGGAAAGUGCCGUUGA
Molecule: messenger RNA, 1323 nt
Organism: Adineta ricciae
Lineage: Eukaryota; Metazoa; Rotifera; Eurotatoria; Adinetida; Adinetidae
Source: the annotation of a GenBank genome assembly